AUGGAAUCAACUGACAGGAAGAAUGUUUAUCUUACAAAAACAGGUGAUAAUUCUUUGAAUUCUGGUAUGAGAGAUACAAUGAUUGUUGGUCAAACAAAUAUGACUUCAGAAUGUGGUGAACCAGUAAUGAAACCUGGCAAUGUCUCGAAUGUUUCAAAUAAUCAAACAAAAUGGUCAAAUAUGCAAAGUAAAAAUUUUAUUCUUAAUGCAGUACCAGUGAAGAAUGAAAUUGUACAUCUUGAAGAUGGGGCACAUUGCAAUAAAAAAAUGCAUUACUAUGAGAGACAUUAUGUAAGCCAUGAUGAAACAGAGAAACCGACACGUAGGGGAACAAAAAGAUACAGGGACAAAGAUGCGCCUAAGAGAGCAUUGUCUGCAUUUUUUUACUUUUGUCAAGAGCUACGUGGUAAAAUGAGAGAAUUACAUCCAGAGAUGGGAGUAGGUGACAUUGCCAAAGAAUUGGGUAAAUUAUGGAUGAGCACAGAUCUUCAAACAAAGUCAAAAUAUAUGGCAAUAGCAGAAGAAGAUAGAGCCAGAUAUGAAAGAGAAAUAAUUGCAUACAACAAAAGAGUAAAAAAUUAUGAUCCUGAAGAAGUUGGACCUGUGUAAGUCUUGAAAACAUGAAUGAAACAGCAAAGGACAGUAUACUUUGUCCCAAAUCAAGCACUCGCCAAUUAAAAAUAUAUAACAAUUUUACUAAUAGUUUAGUAUUGUCAAUCGUUAUAUAUAUAUUAUGUACACUAUUGACAUUAACAUCUAAAAAAGUUACACUUAUUAUAAAAUUUGGUUGCAAUUUUUGGAAAUAGCGUUCGAUAUCAAUCAUCGUUCUCCAUUAAUUUCAUAAUUGGAUACUAUUUUUAUGUGAAUAAGGUGUGCUAAUAUAUUUACAAGCGAUACCUAAUACAAGUAAUUAAUAUUAAUAUCAAUAGUAAUAAUUAUAAUGAAAACCAUGAUGCCGACGAUGAUAAUAAUACUAUUAUUAAUAAUAUUAAUCUAUAUUACUAUUAAAUAUGUUAUACAAUUGAAGCACAAUAGCAAGUAAAAGUCAAGCAGAGUGAGCUUUGUACAGUGCA
Megalopta genalis is the source of this 1073-nucleotide messenger RNA. Its product is annotated as high mobility group protein B1. Lineage: Eukaryota; Metazoa; Arthropoda; Insecta; Hymenoptera; Halictidae. The record is from RefSeq and is a predicted model, not a curated record.